ACAGUCGGUGAGAUUGUGACUAAUACUCCCUCUCUCACACUGUUUGUAAGGCAGAGUCACCUGUGUUUAGAGACUGAGUGAGAGGGUGAACAUGGCAGGUUUGCUGUUACUGUCUGCGAUCCUGCUGCUGGAUGCUACCGUAGUGUUCAGUCACCCCCAGAGCCGUUCCUCCAUUGUUGGAGGGGAAGAUGCUAAGGAGAGCGUCUGGUGGUGGAUUGCUGCCAUAGUGCGGAAUGAUGAUCCAACAACGAUUUACUGCGGUGGGACCCUAGUGGCUGACACAUGGGUGCUGACAGCUGCGCACUGCAUUGACACGAGAAUAUCACAAUACUCUGUUCUGCUGGGUGUGCACCGCCUGACCGAAGAUGUUACAGCAGAAAAAAAGUUCAACAUCGUCAAAAGUGUCAUCCACCAUAAAUACAACGAUGAAGACCUCAGCUUUGACAUUGCACUGGUGCGGCUGGACAGACCAGUCCGAGUCCCCGGCGUAGGGCCAUAUCCCUACUUGGGAGAUUCCAAAGAUAACUAUGAAGGUCCCUGCUGUGUGGCUGGCUGGGGUCAAAUUACAGAAAACGAUCCUUUGCCAGUACCAAGGACCCUGCAGGAAGUUACUGUCCCAAUUGUUCCCAACGAUUCCUGCAAGAAAAGCUACCCAGACCUCAAACCUGAGAUGAUUUGCGCUGGCAAAUCCGGCAAAGAUUCCUGCCAGGGAGACUCAGGAGGUCCUCUCAUGUGCAUCUCUAAAGAUGGAAGUGAUGAAAUCUGGAAGUUGGCUGGAAUCGUCAGCUACGGAAGGGGGUGUGGCCGAGCGGCAUUCCCGGGGGUCUACACCCGUGUCUCCAGCUACAGGGACUUCAUCAGCAAUAACAUAAAAGGCUUUAGGAAGGGAAUCAGGAAGUCUAGAAAGGCCUAGAAAGUUAACUGCACUGCAGUUCUUCCAGUUAUCAUCAUAUCUCACGCUCUCCACCUGUCUUUGCUCCCCCUGAUGUUUCCCUGUUAAUUUGUGUUACUUUGUGUUACUUUGAGUUUACGUAACGCUGUCCUUGUACGCAUAAUCAAUAAAUAUAAGUAUAGCAAGUAA
Messenger RNA from Paramormyrops kingsleyae, 1081 nucleotides. The record is from RefSeq and is a predicted model, not a curated record. NCBI's taxonomy places the organism in Eukaryota, Metazoa, Chordata, Actinopteri, Osteoglossiformes, Mormyridae.